GUAUCUAGUACUACAUACAUCCAUCCAUACAUCCACAGGCAACCACGACUGACUUGGUAACUACGAUUUCGACUUCGCUUUCGACUAUUUAUGCCCCAGUGCCCAGUACCCAGUCUAGGAAGUAACCAGGGCGAAACUUGGUUUUUCAUAUUCGUUUUCCCUCCUUCUUUCUGCCUUCUUCCUUCUUCCUUCUUCCUUCUCCAUCUUUUCACCAUCACCAUCAUCAUCAUAACCGUCACAAUCGCAUUUACCAUCACCACCCACCAGCAUAACUGUUGUUUCCAAUAACAGUAUUGGUUAAUAUCCCCCUUCUCCGUCUUACUUCCUUGCGGAUUUAUACCUAAUUUAGUUAAGCAAAUAGGUUUCCUCCUUGUCAGUCAUUAUGGAUAAUUCUGGUUCUCAGCAGUCACAGGAGUCCCAUUCGGGACAGCAGCAGUACACAACUGUCGGAUCCGUCUGGCAACCGCAGUCAGUUCCGAUUCAACCACCUUUGCGUCGAGGACGUGCUCUCAAGUCUUCUCUUCCUGAGCCCUACGCCGUAGAACCUUACUCUACCAACCAAUACUAUUCACCUCUGCAGCAGAAUUUCGAUCGAGCUAUUAGUCCCCGUCUGCUUGAUCGCAAUCCACAGAGCAAUAUUGAAUGGGAGGGAAUGCACUAUACUAAACCGGUAAGCAUGUCUGGACCAUAUAACCCGCCCCCUUACCAAAAUCAACCUUAUCGUUUUUCACCCACCAACCCAGCUGCUUUUGGCGAUAAACAGGGCGACCCAGGCUACCGUCGUAGCAACGGGGAUGACCACAUGAAUAUGAACGUAGAGAUUGGCGAUCAAGUCAACAGCCAGCUUUAUCGCAUGUCCACCCAGGGCCUAACCAAUUUAGCAUCGUAUCCCAAUCCCAUGCAGAAAGAAGCCCAAAAAAUCCUUACUAAGGCUAAACAACACCCUUUGUCGAUGCAACACCAACUUUCUGAUUCGGCGAAUGAGCACCGAGUCACAGUUCCUCCGCCUGGCAUAGGCUACAGAACCUCUCGCUCUGAUCCCGUUGCCGCUGAGAACCUACUCCAUUCCGAUCGAGGCGAUGGUUAUAGUCUUCCCAGCCAGCCCCUCCAGCCUCUUCGACCUAAUUACUUGAACACCACCGCGAUUGCUUCUCGAGAGCGUGAUGGCUACCCUAGCAUCCUGUCAAAGGGACCCGGCGCACCUCAGCCCCUCACGGCAGGUCCUCCAGGCCAGCGUCAAUACCAGCCUUCUACAUUUACUCCAAGCACCAGCUCCUCGCAGAAAGGACCCGAGAAGAUGCACGAGUCUGGGUCAUUCGAUGAGAAUCCUCAGCGUUUUCCACAAUUAUAUUAUCCCCCGCUACCAUCCAUGAUUCAUAGCCAAUCACGGCCUCAAUCACAGCGGUCUGUAUUACAGCUUGGUCCUCGGGAGCCUGUUACGUCAAACCAAAGUGAGGAUGUCUCUUCUGGCCAGUCCUCUCUGAUAACCCCCACGAAUGACGAUGAAUACCCCAAAAUCAUUGACACGAUCACCCUCAGAGAAGCGCGCAGGUUCUAUCCUAAUGCAUUUCCCACAGAUUUCAACUAUCGUCCGCAACCCCCCGGUAACUGGGUAGAGGAACGCUAUCAGGAGAUAGAGAAAGAGAAAGGCACAUGGGCUUACCAGAAGACUCCCGAGUUUCAGGCAACCCGCAAGGCGAAUCUCGACCGUGACUUUAAGGCUGGGGACCGGAUGAUUCACACGCCUUUUCAGGUAGCCGUUAUGAAUAAGAAAAACAGAGAGGAGACCGGCGAGAAUGACGAGAAGGGCAAAGAAACCAGGCCUUUCAUUACGCUCAAGGACACUGAACACGUUCCCGAAUACAUAGACGCCAAGCCGCUAUUGAGUGUAUUGUACCAGUCCAUAAUCAACCACCAGACAGGAGGCGCACCACGCACGACUGCUCCCAAGGGAGCCUCCGAGACCCAAGAAGCCCCUAAGGAAGGCGGCUCGCAUUGAAGUCGUCCACAAAGGAUCUCUUCGCGCUUCUGUCCAAGAAGAUUCGCGAUGCCCAGCAUGCUAGUAUGAAUUGGCUAUGAUGCGAAGAAAAAGGGGGUAUAGCAGGAUGGUUAAAACUGGACAUGGAUCAUAACAGACUAAGAAGAAAUAUUGCAAAAGGAAGAACGAAGCAGUUGACGAUAAAUGAUUCGUUUCGGAUGUUUUGAUAGGUCACGGCCAUUCUUCUAUUCUAUCGACUGUGUAUAAAAAGGUCACGAAAGGCAUACGGACUGCAUAACGGCGGCGUUUGUUAUUUGGAAAAAUCGCGCGUUUCGGCGCGUAUCUGCUGUUAUACAUGAGAUGGGAAGGAAGGAGGUUUAAUACCUAUCCAACCUAGGUAGAUAGGGGCGUUGGUUUUUCGUCAUCUCAGCUCAGGAUGGGAGUUUUCGCGUGAUAAUUAACUACUAGUAGCACGGAAGACUUGCUUCAUAAGAAGGUUGCUUUGUAUUUAAGAAGACGCUACCAAUUCGCGUUUUUACCUGCCUUGGCACAUAGGGCCGAUGAAUGAAUGAAGGAACUGUUCAUGUAAGGGAUGGGUUGAUUG
Molecule: messenger RNA, 2582 nt
Organism: Hypoxylon fragiforme
Lineage: Eukaryota; Fungi; Ascomycota; Sordariomycetes; Xylariales; Hypoxylaceae
Exons: 1
Coding region: 383-1999 (538 amino acids)
Source: RefSeq, a predicted model, not a curated record